This is a messenger RNA of Aureococcus anophagefferens, 414 nucleotides long. RefSeq lists its product as hypothetical. The record is from RefSeq and is a predicted model, not a curated record. The transcript has a single exon. NCBI's taxonomy places the organism in Eukaryota, Pelagophyceae, Pelagomonadales, Pelagomonadaceae. Gene Ontology annotation, molecular function: enzyme regulator activity; calcium ion binding. The annotation marks the transcript as partial.
UGCCGCGACGCGUUCCUGGCCUUCGACAAGGACCGGUCCGGGACCAUCGAUGUCUGGGAGCUGCGCCAGGUCCUCGAGGCCAUGGGCCAGAAGCCCACGGAGGAGGAGCUCUUCCAGAUGAUCAGCGAAGUCGACGAGAACAUGUCCGGGUCCAUCGACUUCGCCGAGUUCCUCAAGGUCAUCGAGAACCAGAAGGACCGCGCGGAGAACUUCGACGACGAGAACGACAUGAUCGACGCCUUCGUCGCCUGCGGCGGCCGGCCGGACAAGCACGGCCACGUGCGACGCGAGACGCUCGUGAAGAUCAUCAAGCACGACUUCGGCCUCACCAUCGACAUCGAGGAGCUCAUCAACAAGAUCGACACGGACCUGUCCGGCGAGAUCGAGUUCGAGGAGUUCAAGGCCCUCCUCUCC